Nannospalax galili (Upper Galilee mountains blind mole rat) is the source of this 1838-nucleotide messenger RNA. RefSeq names its product HIG1 hypoxia inducible domain family member 1A (gene Higd1a). The record is from RefSeq and is a predicted model, not a curated record. The coding region runs from base 51 to 758 and encodes 235 amino acids. Gene Ontology annotation, biological process: mitochondrial respirasome assembly; negative regulation of apoptotic process. Gene Ontology annotation, cellular component: mitochondrion. The transcript is spliced from 4 exons. NCBI's taxonomy places the organism in Eukaryota, Metazoa, Chordata, Mammalia, Rodentia, Spalacidae.
CUCUGACCUCCAAAGCUUCAGGGAGGGUACCAAAGGAGACCCGACAGCGCAUGCGCAGGCCGAGCACCCGCCGGCUAGCUGCGGGCCCCAAGAGACCGGCCUUCGAGGCUCCGCGUGUUCCGCACGGCUCACCCAGGCCUGCUCUCCGCUCGGCAGGCGGCCAGCGCCGGGAACGUGAAGUUCAUGAAGCUCAGCGAAAAGGUCGCGAGAAAUAUGAAGCAUUCCGGGACUGGAGCCAACCCUGCCGCCUAGGCCUCAGGUCUAACACUAUCCAUGCGGGUAGGGCGCGCUCCGGGUGGCCACACCCACCGCGCUCUCGCACGCUACGCGGGGCCCAUCCGGAUCCCCCGCAGUCCGGCUUCCGGCUUCUGAUUGGCUGGCGCCUGCGGUGGGCGGGAUGUGCUGAAGCCGGCAAGAUCCCGCACGCGAGCGGCGUUCAGAAGCUGGCUGGACGAAAGAUUCUUCAAGCAAUCACGAUGUCAUCCAACACAGAUCUUACACUUUCUUCUUAUGAUGAGGGUCAGGGAUCUAAAUUUAUUCGAAAAGCUAAGGAGGCACCAUUUGUCCCUAUUGGAAUGGCAGGUUUUGCAGCAAUUGUUGCGUAUGGAUUAUACAAAUUGAAGAGCAGAGGAAAUACAAAAAUGUCCAUUCACCUGAUCCACAUGCGUGUGGCUGCCCAAGGCUUUGUCGUGGGAGCCAUGACUCUUGGUAUGGGCUACUCCAUGUAUCAGGAAUUUGUGGCAAAGCCUAAGAAGUAGAAGAGAUGCUAUCGGCCUUGUUGGAAGUGCUUGCUUUAGUUACUACACAUCUCACAUUGAGGUUAUAUGUUUCUGUCAAAAAUAAAUAAUACAAGUGGGUUUAGACAAUAAUAUAGUACUUUGAAUAAUGACUUACUUUCUUGCCAGCUCGAUUUACCUGGUAACCAAAUUAUUAGUGACUAGUUCACUAAUGAGGUCACUCAGGGGAGUCAAGCUAACACAACAGAAGCCUAUCACCAGAAUAUACUUGGUAAAAAUGUCCUUACACUCUUCGAUGAACCUAGUUUUAAAGAAGACAGCAGGACAAUCCUGAAGUUCUCCAUUUGCUGCAGAAAGCUCCAUGCUUUGGAUGGAAGUGUGCCCCAGUUAAUUUAACCUUUGCCUGCCCAUGGGCUGGUUUGAAAACCUCAGUUUUUAAGGUUUGUUGGCUUCUGAAGAACUCUUUCAAAAGAGUGCAUGAAAUAGAACUAAUUUAAAGUUCCCCACAAUUGAGAGAGAGAGAGAGAGAGAGUGUGUGUGUGUGUGUGUGUGUGUGUGUGUGUAUGUGUGUAAACCAAACCUGGAAAGCUUAAAAUACUGCUGUAUAGAAGCAGUAUUUAGAAUCACACGCAUAAACAGUAAUUUAAUUGUGAAUCCCAGUUUAGCUCUUUUAUAGUUACAAAAUUAUAUUUUUGCUGCUGUGGUAUUAGAAUGAUUUUUAAAUGUCAUCUUGAAGUAACAGUUUGUGUGUGUGUGUGUGUGUGAGAGAGAAAGAGAGAGCAAGGUUGGGCAUCAAACCCAGGGCCUCACAUGCUAGGCAGGUGCUGUGCCAUUAAGCUACAUCUCAACCCAGAAAUAGAUACUUCAAGUGGUAAUGCAAAGAUAAAGAACAGAUUUUAAAUAUGGGCUGUGUGUGUACUUUCUCUGUAAGUAUCAUUAAAUGUUAAAAGUAUCAAAAAAUGAAAGUCAUUAGUGGUUUGUGGGCUGAUUGGUUUUGUGAGACAUUAUACACAAACUUUGAUACACUUCCCUUGUCUAACCUGAACUACAUUCCAUCGUGACAUGACAUAUGUAUCAUUAUUAAAAUAAGUGAACCCAUCA